Molecule: messenger RNA, 1217 nt
Organism: Paramecium sonneborni
Lineage: Eukaryota; Ciliophora; Oligohymenophorea; Peniculida; Parameciidae
Source: the annotation of a GenBank genome assembly
AUUUAUCAUCUAUAUUGAGAAACGGAUAAUGAAAACAUUUAUCUUAUUAGGAUUGCUAUCAUUCACAUUUGCUGUGAGUAUUACUAAUUAAGGCACUUUAACCAAUCCAACAUCAAGAGUAGAAAGAAUAGUCACUAAAUUUAUGUAAUUAAGUGAAAUGAGUACUCAAUUUAACUUUAACAAACUUUUUGAUGCUAUUGACUAAUUAAGUGCACAAUUAAAAGUAACAUACAUUACUUAACAUUAAAGCAAUCAGAAGUAGACGAGAAUAAUCUAUUUGAUGCUGACUUUGCUUAAUAUGUUGAAGAUUAGGCUUUUUAUACAGAUCUAGUCACUUUCUAUACUGCUGAAGUUGCUUAACAUACUGAAGAUUUAAGAUCUUUAAAUAAUCAUCUUGAAUCAUACUAAUAAUAAUUAGCAUAAAGAUAAGAGGAAUUAGAUAGAACUUAAAAAUAAAAAACUUAAUUAGAAGAAACUAUUAGAUAAAAUGAAAUCACAUAUAACAAAUAAAUUACUGAUUUCAAUACAGCUAUUGAUGUCUUAGAUUAAGCUAUUUAAUUACUCUCUGGCCUAAGAAGUAAUAUUCCAUUAAAUUAUUAUUACUAGAUCCUGUCUUAAUUUAAACUGAAUCAGAUUAAUUGAAAACCUUAGCAAAUAAAUUAAGUGCCAUCAAUCUUAAAAAUCAUAGAGUUUUAUACUAACCUAUUAUUGAUAUCUUUAUGUAAAUUGCAUAAAAUAAGUACUCAUAUUCAAUCAAGUUAGUUUGGCUAAUCAAGAUCUCCUUAAAAAAGUACUUAAUAUGUUGAAUGGUCUCAGAAACUCUUUAGAUGGAGGUAGAAAUGCAUUAACAAGCAAUUAUAAUAGUGAAAGAGCUUCCAAUUUAGAAUUAUUAGAAUCAUAUAAUAAAAAAAUUGAUGCUCUUGUUAAUGAAGUUAUUCCAAUGUUACAAGAUUUAAUUGCUAAUACUAUUGGUAACUAAUAUUUAUUAAUCAAUCUAGAACAAAUCAAAGUUAAGACUGAAUUGUUGAAUAACGCUUAAGCUAAUCUUGAUGAAGCCAAAGAAACUUUGUAAUUCAUUGAAGAUAGAUGGGUUAAAAGAAAGGCUUAACAUGCAGCAUUGUUAGCUGAAUAUGAGAAAGAAUAAGCCCUUAUAGCUUAGACUAUAACUGUUUUGUAAAGAGGCGGUGUAAGAAGAUAAUGAUUUAAAUUUUAUUUUA